Cylicocyclus nassatus is the source of this 1686-nucleotide messenger RNA. The record is from the annotation of a GenBank genome assembly. Lineage: Eukaryota; Metazoa; Nematoda; Chromadorea; Rhabditida; Strongylidae.
AUGAAAGACCUUCAAAGCCCAUCAUUUCGUAGCAAAGAAAAUCCUGAUGGAAGCAUCGCUCUUUAUUACCUGAGUAGUCAUACUGGAUUAUAUCCGUUUGUAUUAGGUGCUUUAACCGUCAUAGCGCAAAGAAUUUUCAGCCUGAAUAUCAACCUGAGCAUUAUCAACAAAGCUGAACAACUUGUAGGAAUGACCGACCACCAAAGGACUGGUGAAUAUGUAACAUUUCGAAUCGAGAUUGUUGAGCGCGAGGCCGAUGCAAGUCAUGCUCUUUCGACCGCAGACUCAUCAACACUAGAAAACUUUAGCAACGAAUUAAAAAUGAACGCAGCCGAUUUCUGCAUAGCCCUACCUUACCACAUCAUCAUGGACGAACAAUGCUGUAUCGUACAAGUAGGAAAUGCUUUGAAAGAUCAUAUCUCGCAUGAACUCUUGGCUCUUGGUACACCAGUCACAAAAAUAUUCGAAAUUAAAUGGCCACAAAUUCCGUUUGACUACAAAAACAUAUGCAAUUCCAUCAAUGCUGUUUUUGUGCUGCAAGCUAUAGAGUCCUUGGAAGAAAAAGUCCGGAUGCAAAUGAAGGAAAAGGAGAUAACACACGGCUUUGUAAUGAAGUUCCGCAAAAAUUUUAGUUAUCACUUGCAACUCAAAGGGCAAAUGAUGCUGCUUUCUGAUGGCGAUAAACUAAUCUACAUUUGCUCACCCCACAUUAUUUCCUUGUACGAACUAGCAAAAACGAGCAUGAAAAUAGCUGAGAUCCCUGUACAUGACACCACCAGAAGCCUAGUUCUUCUUCGUGAAUUUCUUACGGACGUGGAUAUGCACCGUCAACUUGAAGCAAACGACGAACAAAUAGAAGUUCUAGAGGACGAGCUCAAGGCGCAAGACCAUAAAUUAGGUAUGGCCCUACGUAAAGUGCUACCAGAAACACUUGCUGUCAACAUAAUGGAAGGAGAGUUUAUUGAAGCGCGGGAAUACGAAGAAGCGACCGUAAUGUUUGCUGAUAUUCCACAUUUCCAAGAAAUUCUGUCAAUUUCUCAUUCCAAGGAUGUAGUACAUCUUCUUGAAGAGUUAUUUCAUCGAUUUGACCGCUUAGUUGGAAUUCACAAUGUGUAUAAAAUCGACACUGUUGGAGAUAAUUUUAUGACAGUGGCUGGAAUCCCGGACGAGUUUCCCGAACAUGCCGAGAUGAUGUGUUACACGGCGAUUGGUAUGCUGUGGGAAGCACGAUCGGUGCUCGAACCCGUUAGCAAGAAACCCAUCCAAGUCCGAAUUGCUAUACAUUCGGGACCACUGGUGGCCGGCGUGAUCGCUUCGGAAACACCCAAGUUCUGCGUGUUUGGCGAAACAAUGCAUUUGGAGUCUGCUCUACUUACAUACGGCAUACCCGGUAAAAUCCUUUGCAGUGAAAAGACCUAUUCCUGCGCUAUGCAGACUGGAAGAUUCGAAUUUACUCCACAAGGAAAGCUGCGCUUCAAGGGCAAGGCUUCGCUGGACACCUACGUAUUGCUGAGGAGCGCGAAGAAGAGUGUAUGGGAAAUAGUGGGCAGAGAACGAAAUAUUCACAAGAACACCAUUGAAGGAUAUGAAGAGCUGGAGACAGGCGCGGAUUUCGCAAAGAAUCAGCACAGCAUUGUUCAUCCGUUGCCAGCAGCAGACACGUCUGCAGCGUGCAGCAUUUCGUGA